AUGUCUUCCUCUUCAUCUAUACCAGCUGCCGAAGAACCAGUUGUGCUUACCUCACAAAGAGAAUAUGCCAGAUUCAUCACUUUGAACAGAGUUAGGAAACUCAAUUCCUUAAACACAGCGAUGGUGGAGCUUAUCACACCUGCUUUGCUCAAAAACGUCGAAGCCAAAGGAAAUAAUGUUACCAUCUUGAACUCAAAUUCACCCAAGGCGCUUUGUGCUGGGGGCGAUGUUGCUGAAUGUGCUGUUCAAAUAACCAAAGGUAACCCUGGUUAUGGGUCUGACUUCUUUGAUAAGGAAUACAAUAUGAACUACAUUAUUGCCACGAUGCCCAAGCCAUAUGUUGCAUUGAUGGAUGGUAUUACCUUUGGUGGUGGUGUUGGAUUAUCUGUACAUGCACCAUUCAGAGUUGCUACUGAAAAGACUAAAUUGGCAAUGCCCGAGAUGGAUAUUGGAUUCUUUCCUGAUGUUGGAACAACAUUUUUUUUGCCUCGUUUGGAUGACAAGUUGGGUUACUACACCGCCUUGACUGGUGCUGUGUUGAACGGAUUGGAUGCUUAUUUUAUGGGAUUCGCCACACAUUACAUCAAGUCUGAAAAGUUGCCUGAAGUGGUGAAAAGAUUGUCCACUUUGCAACCACCAGAAAUCGAGGAAGGAGAAGAAAUCUCCUUGGUUAAGGGCAACAAGGCAUACUUUAAUGAUGUCAAUGACAUUUUGAACGAGUUUAGUGAGAAACAGUUGCCUGAAAACUACAAAUUCCUUUUGUCAGAGGACGAAAUUGAUUUAAAUAGGAAAGCAUUUUCGCAAGAAAGCAUUGAUAAAGUCUUGGAAUUUUUUGAACAGCACAGUUCGGAAUCUCCAUUUGCCAAAAAAACGCUUGAGACAUUAUUGCAAAAGCCAAGAAGUUCCCUCACAGUUGGGUUUGAGUUGAUGAACCGAGGCUUGCAAAAUAGUAUCAAGGAACAAUUGGAGUUGGAAAUGGUUUCAGCAACAAAUAUCAUGAGAAUUCCAGCAGAUAAGAAUGAUUUUGCCAAGGGUGUCAUCCACAAAUUGGUGGACAAAAUCAAGGACCCAUUUUUCCCCAAGUGGAAUGCUCCUGAGACAGUUACUCCCGAAUACUUGAAGUACGUGCUUACUGAAACAGAUGAUACUUUGAAAUUAUUGACUACACCAUUAAUUAAAAAAUGGUUUGGGCUUGAUUACCACGAUUACCCACUCAAUUAUGGAUUACCCAGGGGAAGAGAAGUUGCAAAUUAUAUCAACGGUACAGAUGGUUCUGGCAGGUCGUAUUUGCCCACCCCAACCGAAGUGUUCAAACACUUUAAGCGCACUACGCAAGAUAAACUAGGUGUCGACUUAAAAAUCAAGCAAAUUUUAGACUUGCAUGGCGAGACUGCAAAGUAUGAUAACAAAUACGUAAAUUGGAAAGAUUGA
Molecule: messenger RNA, 1431 nt
Organism: Lodderomyces elongisporus
Lineage: Eukaryota; Fungi; Ascomycota; Pichiomycetes; Serinales; Debaryomycetaceae
Gene: EHD3
Product: mitochondrial 37S ribosomal protein mS47
Exons: 1
Coding region: 1-1431 (476 amino acids)
Biological process (GO): L-valine catabolic process
Cellular component (GO): mitochondrion
Molecular function (GO): 3-hydroxyisobutyryl-CoA hydrolase activity
Source: RefSeq, a predicted model, not a curated record